This is a messenger RNA of Erinaceus europaeus (western European hedgehog), 1429 nucleotides long. It is a transcript of the gene C13H1orf216, whose product is annotated as chromosome 13 C1orf216 homolog. Bases 176 to 865 code for a protein of 229 amino acids. Lineage: Eukaryota; Metazoa; Chordata; Mammalia; Eulipotyphla; Erinaceidae. The record is from RefSeq and is a predicted model, not a curated record. The transcript is spliced from 2 exons.
UCCACCCUCCAGGCCUGAGACUGGGAGCACCGUCCUGGAGCUCGCCCCCCACGGCCGCGGUGCGCACCCCCAGGCCCAGGCCCAGGCCUAGGGACAGCUCCCCACCCUCGGCCCGGAGCGACAGGUUCCCACCGCUGGGCCCUCCGCGCCAGGCCAGGCUCCUCUAGGCCACCAGAUGUUUGCUAUCCAGCCUGGACUAGCUGAGGGGGGCCAGUUCCUGGGGGACCCACUUCCUGGGAUAUGCCAGUCAGAGUUCCAACCAGACAAUAAUUCCAACUUCUUAGCGAGUGCUAAAGAUGCCAAUGAGAAUUGGAGUGGGGUAUCAAGCCAAGUGGAGCCCAUCCUGGUGAGAAGCUCUUCAGAAUUGCUCUCUGACAACCAGGCUUUCCAGGCUCCUGCACUGCCUGAGGGGGAGGUCCGAAGCCCUCCAGAAGGGGCAGAGAUCCCAAAAGCUGAACCUGAGAAGGUGGAUAGUGCCAGCACAGUCUGCUCCCCUCUGGAGGACAAUGGCUAUGCCAGCAGCUCCUUGAGCAUUGACAGUCCCAGCAGCAGUCCUGAGCCUACUUGUGAGACUCCUCAAGGCCCUGGCUCUACAGAUUCCUUCCUACCCUCAGUGGCCCAGGCUGUACAACAGCUUCAAGCUCAAGAGCGCUACAAAGAACAGGAGAAGGAGAAGCACCAUGUACACUUGGUGAUGUACCGCCGCUUGGCGCUGCUCCAGUGGAUCCGGGGCCUGCAGCACCGGUUGGUUGACCAGCAGGCCCGCCUGCAGGAGAGUUUUGACACCAUCCUGGACAACCGAAAGGAGCUUAUUCGCUGUCUCCAACAGCGGACAGCACCCUCUAGGCCCCAGAACCAGAACUAAGGGUGUGCCUCCACAGGGAUGCAAGGAUAUAUGUAUAUAUUUGCAGAUCUCUCUCUCUCUCUCUCUCUCUCUCUCUCUGUGUGUGUAGUUGUGCAUAAGUGAAUACUUACUGAGGUGAGUGCAGGUAAGCUAAGAGAGUUUGUGUAUGUUAACAUGGAGGCAGGUUAUGUAUUUAUGAGCUUGUGUGUGCUGUGUUUCUUUGUGUUCACCCAAGCUAACUUAUAUAGAGACCUAUAGGUGAGUGUGGAAGAGGAACCUUAGGCAUAUGUAUAGCAAGUAUAUAAGAAUAAAUGUGGGAGUCGGGCGCAAAGUGCAAGGACCCGUGAAAGGAUCCCAGUUCAAGCCCCUGGCUCCCCACCUGCAGGGGAGUUGCUUCACAAGCGGUGAAGCAGGUAUGCAGGUGUCUAUCUUUCUCUCCCCCUCUCUGUCUUCCCCUCUUCUCUCAAUUCCUCUCUGUCCUAUCUAAACAACAACAACAUCAAUAACAACAACAAUAAUAACUACAACAACAAUGAAAAACAACAAGGGCAACAAAUGGGAAAAUAAAUUUAAAAAUAAAUAAAU